This is a messenger RNA of Pyricularia oryzae 70-15, 2921 nucleotides long. RefSeq names its product CK1/CK1/CK1-G protein kinase. NCBI's taxonomy places the organism in Eukaryota, Fungi, Ascomycota, Sordariomycetes, Magnaporthales, Pyriculariaceae. The transcript has 5 exons. Gene Ontology annotation, cellular component: cytoplasm; nucleus. Gene Ontology annotation, biological process: endocytosis; signal transduction; peptidyl-serine phosphorylation. The record is from RefSeq and is a predicted model, not a curated record. The coding region runs from base 525 to 1865 and encodes 446 amino acids. Gene Ontology annotation, molecular function: protein serine/threonine kinase activity; ATP binding.
UUCUGAUCUCCUUUCCUCUUUUCUUCUUUUCUUUCCCCAUCCCACCCACCCACCACCGCGACUCCGACCCUGCUGGCUGCCCUUCGCGUGGUGUGAGCCUGCUGCCUGUCGACCGCGAUUUGGUUUCCUUUCACUUUUGUCUUUCUUUUUACUUUCCGGACAGGCAAUCCACUGGUCCUAUAUUUUUUGGGGCCAUCAAUGAGGUGACAGUGUCUUGGAGUCCCGGGUCAUUCUUAAUUGUCUUUGCUCGAAUUUCUGCUCUUUUCAAUUCGUUCGGUGGGUCGAGUUUUCUUCUCCCAGCGACGGCUCAACCACCCACCGAGCUAAAGAAGCAAAGCAAGCUCGAGGGCUUCGCCUCAUCCCCAGUGUUAGCGAUUAGGUCGACGGGAAAGGAUCACGCACGAUAACACCUCUGAGUUACCGAUUACGACCACACAGCCCGGCCCUAGGUAUUCUCCUGGUCGAUAUACAUUUGGUCUCGUAAAAAAAACUAGGUCCCCGAAGGGACCCAACAGACCUUCACGAUGGCCUCAUCCUCAUCAAACGUCGUCGGUGUGCACUACAGGGUUGGGAAAAAGAUUGGAGAGGGGUCUUUUGGCGUUAUCUUCGAAGGGACGAACCUACUCAACAACCAGCAGGUGGCAAUCAAGUUCGAGCCCAGGAAGAGCGAUGCUCCCCAACUGCGAGACGAAUACCGAACCUACAAGAUUCUUGUAGGAUGCCCGGGAAUUCCCAAUGUUUACUACUUUGGACAGGAGGGUCUGCACAACAUUCUUGUGAUUGACCUUCUGGGUCCGUCGUUGGAGGAUCUGUUCGACCACUGUAACCGCAGGUUCACCAUCAAGACAGUGGUGAUGGUUGCCAAGCAAAUGCUUUCUCGGGUCCAGACGAUUCACGAAAAGAAUCUUAUUUACCGCGACAUUAAACCCGACAACUUCCUGAUUGGCAGGCCGGGCACCAAGACGGCAAACGUUAUUCACGUCGUCGAUUUCGGUAUGGCCAAGCAAUACAGAGACCCGAAGUCGAAGCAGCACAUCCCGUACAGGGAGAGGAAAUCCUUGUCAGGAACCGCGAGGUACAUGAGUAUCAACACUCACUUGGGUCGUGAGCAGUCCCGCCGUGAUGAUCUCGAGGCCCUGGGCCACGUCUUCAUGUACUUUCUUCGUGGAGGCCUGCCAUGGCAAGGCCUGAAGGCUGCUACCAACAAGCAGAAGUACGAGAAGAUUGGAGAGAAGAAGCAGACCACCGCGAUCAAGGAGCUUUGCGAAGGCUUCCCCAUUCAGUUCGAGAAGUACCUGACAUACGUCCGCAACCUCGGUUUCGAAGACACUCCCGACUACGACUACCUGCGCGAACUGUUCACCCAGGCACUGAAGGAAUCAGGCGGCGUCGAAGAUGGCGAGUACGACUGGAUGAAGGUCAGCAAGGACAAGAAGAACGACUGGGACAGGCAGGCGAUGCACAACCCCAGCCAACGCCCCGGCGCCUCAAACAUGGAGCUUCACGGUGCCUCGCGGGGGGCCCAUGCAUCCGACCUCCGGGAUCCUCGAGCACGCCUUACAGUCGACCGUUUAAACGCCGCACAACCUCCGCCUCCUUCACCGAUCAAGGCGAAUCAAGGGAAAGAUCGGCGAAACGCGCCCGGCGCAAUUAUGGCGUCGAGGGGGACCGCAGGGGGCCUGAGAGACAUGGCGACCCCGACAGGAUCGACUCAGGCGCAGUUCCAGAACAGCACUCAGAACCUGCCUCAAAGGCCAAUGCACCAGCAGAGCAACAUGACCCAGCCACAACUGAAUAACGGCAGGCCUGCCGAACCAGAGCCAACCGGCUUCCAGAAGUUCAUGAAGGUUCUUUGCUGCGGUUAAAUGAUUCACUUGAUAUUACUCAGGGUCAACUGCCAUGAAACCCGAGAGGCAGCUCGGUAAUCAGACCAUUUUUAAGCCCCGUUGGGGAACACGGACGGAUACGCAGAUCCAGCUUUUGGACAGUCCCGGCUAUUUGCAUGUUUUGCCGAGUUACCCCCCUUUUUUUUCCCAGUGACCGAACGGCUCACUUGUUUGAUAUAAUGAACCACAUCCUUCCUGUCGACAGCUUCGCCGGUCAGCGUCUUCCCAAAGGUCGACUGUAGGCCCAACACUUUGGGAAACCUGCACCAACAUAUCAGGCGCACCAGCGGUCUUUUCCAGUCAGCCAAAUGCGCGGCUUGCAUCGAACAUGCGUUAUAGCCGGGGAUUCACCGGCACUAUUGCUCCUUGUCGUGCGACUAGUCUGAGACGGAUCGCUGACAUGUUGAAUGUCGACGACGAUGGAACUGGGACAAAGCCUUUUCAUCAUCACAACCACCCUCUUCUGCGGAGAUUGCGGAAGAAAUGAAAGCCAUACAAGCAGCAUACAGUUCGUUAAUAUGUUUCGUUGGGCGCGCAGCAUCGGCGCAAGGUCUUUGUUAUUCACGUUCGCAAUUCGAUUUUUUAGUUGCAUUGGGUCUCGGGGAGUUCUCUCCUUUCAUCAUUUUUCUAAACUCUUUUUGUCUCUUACAGCUCAUUUUUCAUUCUCUUUCCUUGUCUAUAAUAUGUCCAGCAACCUUUUCGGUGAAAGAAGAAGCAACUAGCAUGGAGUUUGUCAAGAGCAAGCGGAAUAAAGGGGUCGAGGAGAAGAAGAGAAAACACUACUUUUAUGAGAAUUAUUCAUCCAUCCGGUUCCUGUCCUAUCAGGCAAUUUUGGUUGCGAGUGUUGCCGAUCUUUGUGACAUAGAAACGAUAGAAGUCAGUUCAGGGCGCUGAGCGGCUUGGGCUUUUCCGAGUCGGCGAUAGAUAGAUGGUGGUAGUAAUGGAACUCGAUGGCUUGAAACGGCAUUGACCGCUGUGCGAGCCUGCUGCUGGUGUUCGUUAUGCUUUUUUUUUUCUUUUUUUUUUUGACAGCUG